Molecule: messenger RNA, 1518 nt
Organism: Sclerotinia sclerotiorum 1980 UF-70
Lineage: Eukaryota; Fungi; Ascomycota; Leotiomycetes; Helotiales; Sclerotiniaceae
Exons: 3
Coding region: 1-1518 (505 amino acids)
Source: RefSeq, a predicted model, not a curated record
AUGGUCGUACAAGAUGCUCUUCGACUAAGCCAAGCGGAAACGGAACGCAUGCUAGCAAGAAGCUACCAUACAUGGCUGUCUUGUACUGCAAAGACGAACCCUCAAGAUGGGCUCCAACCGGACUGCGUCUUACUUCGAAACGUCCUUGGCAGAGUUCCAGCAUUCCUAGCGAAUGGCUUCUCUAAAGACUGCGGAUCCCCUCGAUUCAAGCUUAGACACUCUGAAUCAACCAGCAAUGAUUCCGCGCUAUACUUCAACGGAUGCUCAACAUGGUGUAUAUCUGAAGGUGGCUGCUCUCUUAAAGAGAAGAUCAUGCACCACCAGCUACUUCUUGGCCUCCAAAGUUCAACGCGGUGUUGUUUUGCGGAUGAAUCCCCCUUCUCCGAUUGGCCGGGGGUUCAAGGCGAACAAGAGAGUCCUGAGGGAGGCAACUGCCUCGCUAUUAUAUCAUUUGCUUGCGCAUACAUUUUAUCAGCGCUCUGGGUGGAAAUGCAACAGUCUAAGGGCACCGGACCCGCGCCGGCCAAGAAAUGUGACCAGAUAUACUAUUUGUGUUCCCAAGCUAAAUGGGUGCGCGACGGCGAUGAAGACUUACCUGAUGACCUUGCGGUUGAUCUCGGUGAUAUAGAUGAUGAUGCUGCGCGAUGGUGGACUGCACCUUUAGCCAACGGUGAAGGCUGGCGGGCGACAAUUACUCGAGAUAGCAAAGUCUAUCGCUCGCCGUGGUCUAUUUCCAUUGCUGCUACCCGGAGAUUUAAGCUUCGAAGGACAGCACAAUAUCAAAAAUCGUACUCUGAGACAGCCAUGCCGCCCUCAUCCGAGCAGGCCCUACCGUUUCUCUCCGACUUCUGUGUCCUUCAUAACACUCGCAGUCAAUCUUCCGCAGCUUUAGCUGUAACUUUGACUUUUCCAUUUCUCAGCAACAUGAAUGCGACGCUAUCGUUGCCGAAACUUAACUCCUAUCCUAUUGCAAGCAAGACAAUGUCUCUAGCAUUACCGCCGACUCCUAUCUACCCAAGCAUGCCGCCAUUCUCACCGACAAGACUGGAGACAGAGAUUGUUUUUGAAGAAGAGUUUGCAAGAAUAUCCAUCAAUUCAGAUGAUGUCGUUUCAGAGGUGCGGAAGGACAGGGAACUGAAGUCUGAAUUAUUGUCAGAGUUAGCAACUCGAAGUAUCUUUGAAUGGCUGCGAGUGACGGGCUAUCCACGAUGUGAGCAGGAUAUUUACCGGCACUCAUGGAUUGACCUUGACCUAGAAGAAUUGGAUGAAGAAGAAUUGGACGAUGGUAUUAGUGCUGGCAGAAAUGGCUUCCAAGAUGCUACCGAUAUACACCGCUGGAUGGAUAGUGCACUUAGCCAACAAAAAAUUAUUCUCCAAACGAGCAAGCGGACUUGCGAUCAUAAACCUCCAGUUUACGGAACUAAGUGGUCGUCAAGAUACCGCAAGAUUCUAAUGAUGCACAAAGCCCUUUUCUCUGAAUACGUCGGCAUUAAAGUGUCCGAUCUAGAUCAUUCAUGA